Cuculus canorus (common cuckoo) is the source of this 2227-nucleotide messenger RNA. It is a transcript of the gene RNF146, whose product is annotated as ring finger protein 146. Lineage: Eukaryota; Metazoa; Chordata; Aves; Cuculiformes; Cuculidae. Bases 465 to 1523 code for a protein of 352 amino acids. Gene Ontology annotation, cellular component: cytoplasm; nucleus. The transcript has 3 exons. Gene Ontology annotation, molecular function: zinc ion binding; poly-ADP-D-ribose binding; ubiquitin protein ligase activity. The record is from RefSeq and is a predicted model, not a curated record. Gene Ontology annotation, biological process: Wnt signaling pathway; ubiquitin-dependent protein catabolic process.
GGAAGGAAGGCGGCCGCCCCACCAGCGCCCCUCUGCGCUGCCGCCCGGCGCUGCCCCCGCGGCUGAGCGCCGCCUGACACAAAAGGGAGCGGUGGAUCCCCCCCCCCCACGCCGGGCCCGGCAUUGUUGUGGCUGCGGGGAGCCGCCCCCGCCCCGCCGCGCGCGGGGUCACGUGACGGGCGCCCCUUGGGCGGGGGGGGCGCAUCGAAACCCUACCCGCGCUGCGCCUUGUCGCGGGGCUCCGGGGGUGUCGCUGCCCGGGGCUUCGGUCGCCGCCGUGAGCCGGGUGUGCGUGGAAUGGGAGUCGCACGUUUGCAGAUAAGCUGAAACACCGUAGUGUACCGUUGGGCAGGACAAGUAAGGAAUGAGCCAGCCUUGGAAAAGAGGACCUGCCAUCCUAGCUGGAGACAUCUGAAGAGAGGACAUUAGUCUUGUGGCAUGCUUCAGUAGAAAUAAUUCAGAAGAUGGCUGGCUGUGGUGAAGUAGAUCAUUCAAUCAACAUGCUUCCCACAAACAGGAAGACAAAUGAGUCAUGUGCUAAUGCAGCACCUUCCCUGACAGUCCCUGAAUGUGCUAUCUGUCUGCAAACAUGUGUCCAUCCAGUAAGUCUCCCUUGUAAGCACGUUUUCUGCUAUCUGUGUGUGAAGGGAGCCUCUUGGCUCGGGAAGAGAUGUGCACUCUGCCGGCAGGAGAUUCCAGAGGAUUUUCUUGACAAGCCAACCUUAUUGUCACCAGAAGAACUCAAAGCGGCAAGCAGAGGCAAUGGAGAAUAUGCUUGGUACUAUGAAGGUAGAAAUGGUUGGUGGCAGUAUGAUGAACGUACCAGCAGAGAGCUGGAAGAUGCUUUUUCCAAGGGUAAAAAGAGCACUGAAAUGCUAAUUGCUGGGUUUUUGUACGUAGCAGAUCUUGAAAACAUGGUUCAGUAUAGGAGAAAUGAGCACGGACGCCGUAGAAAAAUAAAACGGGACAUAAUAGAUAUACCAAAGAAGGGAGUGGCUGGGCUGAGGCUGGACUGUGACGCUAACACUGUCAACCUGGCGAGAGAGAGCUCCGCUGAUGGUGCAGACAGCACACUGACUCCGGGGGCCACGGCAGCGCAGCCUCUAGCAUCCAUUUCUGCUAGGCCCCUGUUGUCACUAGAUGGUCAGCUGAUGAGUCCUUCAACACCAUCACCUGAUGCAAGCAAUUCUCUAGAGAACUCUUUUGCCAACUUACAAAUAAAUGGAGACAGUAUGGCUGAAAGGAGUCAUAGGGGAGAGGGAGAAGAAGACCAUGAAUCAUCAUCUUCUGGUAGGGUGCCAGCCCCUGACACCUCUGUUGAGGAGACCGAAUCGGAUGCUAGCUCCGAUAGCGAGGAUGUGCCUGCCCACCUUCAGCAACAUGCCUCCUCUGUCCAGCAGAGACACUUGAAUGCAAAUGCAAGCCAGUCAGGAGCAGAUAGACCAGUGGCCGGGGGUGGGGUGGUAAACACCAGUGUAAGAUCUAGAAGGCCAGAUGGACAGUGCACAGUCACUGAAGUUUAAAUCCAGAGCCAUGCGAUUAAAAACUCAGUCCUGUAUUUGUAAAUUUUCUGCCCACAUUGGCAUUGCACUCAAACCUAGUAGUGUGUUUGGUGGGGAGGGGUGUGAAAGGGCAAAGCAGAUUUGGCUUGUUUAACUUAAGUCUUUCAACAUGUUUCAGCUGGAAGACUCUAACUGUUGGAAACUGGGUUGUCCUGUUAAUGGUUUGAAAGCUGCUUAGCAAUACCCAGUUUUCUUGAAACUGUCUUGUGUUUAUUUUGUAACAUUUUUCCCUUGGAGAUACUCAAUCCCUUUUUGGCCAAUGUAUAUCUACUGUACAACUUGAAUUGUCUUCAUUAUCUGACUGUUGCAUUAAGUGUCUUACUACUUUCUGCAUGGAUUGAUGUAUGAAAAGAACACUAAAGCAAUGUGGGAGCAGGCAAGAUGUUGGGUGUGAGCAGGAUGCUUAAUUUAAUGUGAGAAAAUAGAUGUGAGUUUGGAGUAAAAAUGUGGUUUUACUAGACAAGAGCAAUCCUUUACCUUCCUUCAGUGGAAAUGUAAAAAUGCUGUUAACUUUUGUUGCAAAUUCUUACCUAUACACUCUUCAUGGCAUUUUCACUGGCUUUGCCAUCUAGUCCUUGUAGUUUUGUUUUUGAUGUCUUUCUUGAUCUGUCUUGUUUUUGUUACGGAAUUUAUAAUUUAAUAAAACUACAUUUUAUCAGUAACAA